GGCUUCCUGUGUCUCCAUAAUCUUGAGUCCCCUUUCGCUCUCCCGAAGCUUCUUGAGUUUCAACUCCAACCAUCGUAAAAAAGGUUAUCAUCACGCUUGGCUGCUCGUUCCUUCCAAUCUUCGCUUAAGUGCAACAUACAAAACAUGAAUGAAGUACAGUGGGAAGUUGAUGACUUACUUAACGGUUAUCCAAAGACAUCUGCCAGUGUUGUGCUACAGUUCACGGAACCAAGUCUAUCAAGAUGUUUCGCUGCAUAUUACCAUGGUGUACACCAUAUUUCCCAAUAUUUGAAAGAUAUCAGAGAACAUCUGGACGGUGAAAGGGAUAGCGUCUAUGUUAUGGCAGUAAAAGUUGCUCGGAUUUGUCUUAAGUUGUAUUAUGCCCAAGCUGUGAAAGUCACUCUCAAAUUGUACCUAAACCAAAAAACCCACAAUACAACCACUAUAGAUAUUAAAGCUGAAGAUCUCAAUUGGAAAGAAUACCUUGUCUCAAUUGAAUCUAGAACCGACCAAUGUGAGAAAGUUUCAAGAGCUGUUGGCCUUCUGAAGAAGAAGAUGAAAGUAGCAAAGUUUUCCAAGGCUUUUCACACAACCUUCCCAGGACCAGAUGAAGACUACAGCUGUGAAUGUCCUGAUAUGGUUCAUAAAAUCAACAUGGCAGCUUUGGUACAAAUAAGUCUUGAUCCUGCUAGAUUGAGAGGCAUUUUGAAUGAGAUAGAAGAUGAUUGCAAUUCACACUAUGAUGAUGGCCAUAAAAUGACCCUUUCAAUAAUUGGGAUGGAAUUGGCAGUCAGUGAUGAGCCUUUUUGGUAUGUUUAUUUUGGUAGCAGGUGCCUACCAGCUAUCAUUCCUCUUGCUGAUGUUUCGCCAAACCUUAAAAUUCUCACAGAACAGGGUUUAUCAUUGGAAAACAAAGCCUUAAAAUGCAUUCAAAGUGUGUAUACAUGGUUCCCUUAUGAUAUACAAAAGGGUUUUAGAGGCUUCUACCCUACUGUGGUAUUCACAGAAAAUGAACUAUGUGAGGGUGAUGGCAUUGAGAAAGACAUAAAAGAGAGCCAGGCACAAGCAACAGAGCAUAGUGAACUCCAUGGUGCUAGCGUAUAUGGUGUUGUAUGUCCAGGAAGAGAGCCUAACCAGAUUACUCCAUCUAACCAACACGUAGCUCUAGUGACAGGAGCUGCCAAGCGACUUGGUGCUGGUAUUGUAAGAGCACUUCAUGGAUCGGGUUUCAGGGUUGUUAUCCAUUACAACAACUCUGGAGAAGAUGCUGAGAAGAUUGUCCAGGAAAUGAACAGUGUGCGUUCAGACUCUGCCAUCAUGUUGAAGGCAGACCUCAGCACCAAUAUUCAAGAAACAGCAAGAAAGCUAAUAGAAGACACUGUAACAGCAUUUGGACAACUGGACCUUCUUGUGAACAAUGCAUCUCAAUUCUGCCCAACAGAAUCAGGCAGUGUACAAGAAGAAACAUGGAACAAGCUUAUGGGUGUGAACUUGAGUUUUCCAUUCUUUUUAUCUCAGGCCGCAUUCCCACACUUGAAGAGAUCACAUGGUUCCAUUAUCAACAUGAUUGAUAUCCAUGCUGAAAGACCUCUGGCAAAUCACUCAGUGUACUGCGUGAGUAAGGCUGGCCUACACAUGUGCACACAGGCCCUGGCAAAGGAUUUUGCCCCUGACGUGAGAGUGAAUGGUGUAAGUCCUGGAUUCAUCAUGGUGCCUGGAGACUGGAGUGAGGAGAAGGAAGCCGAGAUCUUGAAGAAUGUCCCUUUGGGCCGGCAGGGCGAGCUUGCAGAUAUCACUGAGGCUGUGCUGUACUUGGCCCAGGCAGGGUACGUCACUGGGCAGGUCCUAGCUGUUGACGGGGGUAGAACCCUGGCACAGUAAUACUAGCUGUUGACGGGGGGAGAACCCUGACACAGUAUGCAGGGUCACCUGACAGAUAUGCAUAAUGUCAAUGGAAAAAGAAUUCUAGUGUUAUAAAGCAGGUGGACAGGUUGAUUAGGUGCAUUUAAAAUGUUUUUUUUUCUUCUGGAACGGAAGUCCUUGAGCAGGCGCGUACACAAGGCGUACACGCCCCCGGCCGAGCGCGGCCGAAGUGCGGCUUCUACCGGUAGCUUUUCUUGGGCGCUUUUCGAAAGUUUGUUUCCCAGGCUAGAGUUGACUUAACACUUAAUUGAUUUUUUUUGUAAAUACGCUAAGACGAGAUACCAACUGAUUUGCCCCCCCCCCCCCCAUUCUUUUAGCUGAUUGGUUCAUUAAAAAAAAUAAUAAUAAUAAACGUAUCCAAUGCUCCCCGUUCCCUCUUGGAUUGUUUUACGUUCAUUUCACUAUAUCAUGUAGGAUUCCCACAUGGAUUGCAGUCUGGUCCUUAUAGGUACAGCAAGCUUAGCUCUAUAAUCUAGUCUGUGUGUGGUACCUCCGGGUACUUUGAAUAAAACCAAGAAAAAAGA
Messenger RNA from Nematostella vectensis (starlet sea anemone), 2447 nucleotides. RefSeq lists its product as uncharacterized. Lineage: Eukaryota; Metazoa; Cnidaria; Anthozoa; Actiniaria; Edwardsiidae. The record is from RefSeq and is a predicted model, not a curated record. The transcript is spliced from 6 exons. The coding region runs from base 145 to 1881 and encodes 578 amino acids.